AUGUCUCUCAACAUGAUGCUGCAUGAUGCUGGUGAUGAUUCGGAUUUGAAUUCCGACCAAGAAAGACCAAGCACUGCUCCUCCAUCUUGUGACGACGAAAUAUCCGCAAUUGCCGAACAACCAGAUUCCCACGGUUGGACCACCCAGCAUGCUUCUGUCCAUUGGCCUGCAAACCAGGUGCCAGUUGAAAUAUUUGAGAUAAUAAUUUCACACCUCGCACGUCUCGAGGUUAGAUGCCUGCGACUCGUUUGCAAAGAAUUUGAGGCCAAGGUCUCUGCGCAGUAUUUCCGCAACGUUGUGGUUCCCUUUAAAUCCGAGCUUUAUAGCAAACUGGAUCGUGAUGAGAACGGUGUCCUCAAACGCACGUCUUCCGCUCUCCUAUCUAAUGGAAUGCGCAUCUUCCAAUCCUUUGGCCCGCACAUCCGACGCUUUGCCUUGUCGUUGGAGCUUGAUGAAGACACACUCUCAUACCCUCCAAUCAAGCCUUCACAGGAAGCUGUGCCAUCUUUUUGGGGCAUAUACCGCUGGCCGCAUGACACAUAUCACCGAUAUACCGACCUUGAGGGCCUUGAGCAGACUGCUGAUGAAACUGAAGCUAUGAAGGAGGCGCUUAAAUGCUUGGUCAAGGUCUCCAAUCUUGGAAUCUGCUGUGAUGCUGGUCUUGGCUUUCUGUUGGGACCGGAUCAUAUAGCACGCAACGCUGCCGCUACCACUGUUGACCCUGUUUUUGCAACCCAGAAUUGGCGCAUCACCAACUCUGAACUUCAACAAAAGAAGCCGACCAUCGUCAGCUUGUCGGAUUUUCACCAACUGCUCAAGGAUAUCACGGAGCCUGUCUUUGAAAACCCCAUCAGUUUCAAGCGGACCGUACUGCGGAAGAUGGCGUCCGACGCCGGAUAUCAAGACGAUCAGAUUCACGAUGCUGUGAGCAUGAUACUCGACACAGAAGGCACAGAUCUCAACACCAUUGAUUUUGACGAGAGAGCUUCCCUGCUUAAUAACACGGAAACUCGAUUCCCAUUGCCGAUGAGUAACCGUGCCGAUUUCGAACCUGGCGCUGCAGACAUUGGAAAUUAUCCACUCAUCCCUUCGAGUCUUACAAGAGCACAAAAAGAGAUGCUUCUAGAGCUUGAAUGGGCUCAUCGCGCUAUGAUCCAGUCUUAUGUGAUCGGUCUCAUCGACAAUGCUCGAGCUGACUGUUUCAUGAAUUUGUCAACGCUCACAAUUGCCAAAAUCCCCAGCAGCCAUGUGUACAUCUUUAAUCGCCAUGAUCUUUGGCAAAAUCUACCGUCCCUCAGCAAUGUCUCAUUGGGCGUUAUCGCCGACUGGCGGCGUAUCUCUAAACCUGCCCCAGGGUGUGUUGAGGAUACUGCAGUAUCUCCCGUCGAUGCUGUGGAGAAGGUCUACCAGCUACUCAACACCUAUAUUGGCGCCCAGACCAAUAUCGAGAGCCUUCACUUUGAAUGGAUUUGCGGUGGGGAGUUUGCACCCUCAACGUUCCAGCGAAACCACUACAUUCUUCCAGCUCCAUUCUUUGAGGACCCUCAGCUCAUGACACGAGUUAGUAGCCCCAGAACUCACGAAAAGGACAUCCUGGUCCUGCCCUUUAUCAAGCAUUUGUCCUUGAAGAACUGUUGGGCUUCGCCUCACGUCUUUCUUCAAACAAUACGCAAUAUGGCUCUUUCUACCCUCGAGAAACUUGACUUGGAAUCUGUGUCACUUUCUGGUCCACCAACUCUCACGCCACAGGCUCCUCUUCAGGGACAUCACGCCAACGUGAACAAUGCUCAUCUGCUGGGUCUACUCACUCUCCCAAUGGGGACCCAGAUGCCACCUCACCCUGUGGGAGGCGGCCAUGGCCAUGGCCCUCCUCCGCCGCCGCCACCAAUGGCCCAGAUGUUCCAAAACCUGGUGCAGGCUAACAACCCGCCGCCGGACCCGUUGGGCACACCCUCAGAAACCUUGCAGGAGCCUGAACAACUCUCAUGGGCAGGCAUCAUAGAGCACUUCUCCCCUGGCAUCAAGAUCCAGGACAUUUUGGCGGCCAGAGAUGAGACUGGUUCUAGUUCUGACGAGCAAAUGAUAAACCAGCCAGAUCCAUUGGGUCAACAUAUACCAUCAUCACAUCGCCUACGUUCUGAUGCGAAGAAGUACACUCUCAAGUGUCUUUCAUUCAAAUCAUGUGGUUAUGUGUCAGUCGAUAUGGUGGAUACGAAUACCAGGAGCAUUUUGCCAUUUGGUACUCAAGGUCUUGCUGGUAAUGGGAACCUUCACAGCUCGAAUCUGGGACCUCUGAUGCAGAGGUGUCGUGACAAGCUCCUAGCUCGUAUUGCACCUUUCAUACGACCUCGGGAGUUAUUCCAACUCACCAAUGCCUUUGGUCUGGAUACGGGAUGGGAAAACAUUUACGACGAACGGACAAUAUCCGAUGCUCUGGGCGAUGGCGUUGAGAGCCCCGGAAGAGGGCGCUUUUCAGGAACAAUCGAUGCUGUCACUAGUACAGAGGCCAGAGGCGUUGGUGCUAUGACUACCACUGCCUUUUAG
This is a messenger RNA of Fusarium pseudograminearum CS3096, 2544 nucleotides long. RefSeq lists its product as uncharacterized. Lineage: Eukaryota; Fungi; Ascomycota; Sordariomycetes; Hypocreales; Nectriaceae. The record is from RefSeq and is a predicted model, not a curated record. The transcript has a single exon. The coding region runs from base 1 to 2544 and encodes 847 amino acids.